AUUUUCUCUUCUCCCAAAAAUGUAAUCCAGUUAAAAAAAAAAAAAAAAUUCAGAAGAUACUGAAAGAUAUGAAGAUACAUCCUAGGCGUGGAGGAGGAGGUGCUGGUGUUUCCUUGAGUUUGAGUUCAAAGCAAGAAGGGGAGGCACAGAGAAAGAGAAGAAGAUGCAAAACCCAAGGAUGCAAAUCCGAGAAGAAAGCUCAAAACCAUGAAGCUUCCAUUCUAUUUUCAUGGCUUCAUUCCUCUCCAUCUCACUCUCCCCCUUCUUCUUUUUCUAGCUGGAACAAUCAUGAUUUCAGUCCAUGUAACUGGACUUUUAUAACUUGUUCUGCCCAAGGUUUUGUCAUUGAAAUCAACAUUCAGUCAGUUCCUCUAGAGCUCCCCUUACCAACAAACCUCUCUUCUUUUAAAUUUCUCCGAAGACUAGUAAUCUCUUAUGCUAAUCUUACUGGUACUAUCCCAGUUAACAUUGGAGAUUGUACAGAACUUGAAAUCAUUGAUCUUAGUUCAAACAGCUUGGUUGGGUCAAUACCAACUAGCAUCAGUAAGCUGCAGAAUUUGGUGGACUUGACUCUGAACUCUAAUCAGCUGACCGGUAAAAUCCCAGUUGGGUUGAGUAAUUGCAGCAAACUCCAAAAUCUCCUCCUCUUUGACAACCGUCUCGGUGGCUCCAUCCCUUCCGAGCUAGGAAAAUUGUCCAGCCUAAAAGUUCUCCGAGCUGGAGGAAACAAUGACAUUGUUGGGAGGAUACCAGAUGAGCUCGGGGACUGCAGCAACCUAAAUUUUUUGGGGCUUGCUGAAACUCAGGUUUCGGGUUCAAUUCCUGCUUCAUUAGGAAAGCUAAGCAAGCUGCAGACACUGUCAAUAUAUACAACAAUGAUCUCCGGUGAGAUUCCUCCAGAAAUAGGUAACUGCUCUGAGCUUGUGGAUUUGUUUCUUUACGAAAAUAGUCUUUCAGGAUCAAUCCCACUCGACAUUACUAAGCUUAAAAAGUUAGAGCAACUAUUUCUAUGGCAAAAUAGUCUUACUGGGAGUAUCCCAGAGGAGAUUGGAAGUUGUCCUCGAUUGAAAAGAAUUGAUCUUUCCUUGAAUUUGUUAUCUGGAACAUUACCUCAAUCAUUAGAGGGUUUGUCCGAGUUGGAGGAGUUCAUGAUUAGCAACAACGAUGUGUCCGGUUCAUUACCUCUGAGUCUAUUCAAUGCUACUAAUCUUCAGCAGCUGCAACUCGACAUGAAUCAGUUAUCAGGUUUGAUUCCUGAAGAGAUUGGAAAGUUGUCAAAGCUUAAUGUGUUCUUAGCUUGGGGAAAUCAGCUUGAAGGGAGCAUACCUUCAAGUUUGGCUAAUUGCAUUGAUCUCCAACAACUGGAUUUGUCUCACAAUUUUCUCACGGGCAGCAUUCCACCCGGCCUAUUUCAGCUGUGGAACCUCUCAAAGCUCCUCUUGAUAUCAAAUGAUAUCUCCGGCUCUAUCCCACCUGAAAUUGGAAACUGCAGCUCACUAGUCCGGCUAAGGCUUGCUAAUAACAGGAUCACCGGUGCUAUUCCUCGAGGAAUAGGAAGCCUAAAGAAGUUGAAGUUUCUUGAUUUUCAAGGAAAUCGCCUUUCUGGGUCUGUUCCUGAUGAGAUUGGUGGCUGCAUAGAGUUGCAAAUGAUGAACCUCAACAACAACGAUCUACAGGGUCUCCUGCCUAACCCUGUUUCAAAGCUGUCUGCCCUCCAAGUGCUGGAUGUUUCCGCAAAUCAAUUCCAGGGGCCAAUUCUGGCCAGCUUGGGGCGUCUUGUUUCACUAAACAAUCUGAUUCUAAGCAGGAAUAGAUUUUCUGGGACCAUACCUUCCUCUCUUGGCCUUUGCUCCAGUCUCCAAUUGCUUGAUCUCAGCAGUAAUGAGCUCACCGGAGGCAUUCCAGCAGAGCUGGGGAGGAUUGAAUCUCUUGAAAUUGCUCUCAACUUGAGCUGCAAUGGACUCACCGGGUCAAUUCCGCCACAGAUAUCUGCUCUCACCAAACUUUCCAUACUAGAUAUUUCACAUAACAAGCUUGAAGGAAACUUGUCUCCUCUGUCUCAACUUGACAAUCUAGUUGCAUUGAACAUCUCAUACAAUAACUUCACCGGCUGUCUCCCUGAUAACAAGCUUUUCCGGCAGCUUCCGGUUGCUGAUUUGGCCGGAAACCUAGGCCUCUGCCCUUCUAACCGGGAUUAUUGCUUUCAGGGCGAUGGUGGAAAUGCCCAAGUACGAAGGAAUGAAAAUGAUGUUAGGCGGUCAAGAAGGCUAAAGCUCGCCUUUGCUUUGUUAAUUACUCUGACUGUGGCUAUGGUUAUCCUGGGGACCAUUGCAGUGAUCCGACUACGGAGAACUUUCAAAGAUGGUGAAGAUUCUGAGUUGGGAGGCUCUUGGCCAUGGCAGUUCACUCCAUUCCAAAAACUGAAUUUCACUGUGGAGCAGGUUUUGGAAUGUUUAGUUGAUUCUAAUGUAAUCGGAAAAGGGUGUUCCGGGAUUGUUUACCGUGCUGACAUGGACAGUGGCGAAGUCAUUGCAGUGAAGAAGCUAUGGCCACAAACAAUGGCAGGAUCAGAUGAAUGUAAAGAUGAAAAAUCCGGGAUUCGAGAUUCCUUUUCUGCAGAGGUGAAAACUCUAGGCUCAAUCCGUCACAAGAACAUUGUCAGAUUCUUAGGGUGUUGCUGGAACAAAAACACAAGGUUACUCAUGUAUGACUACAUGCCUAAUGGGAGCUUAGGGAGUCUGCUCCAUGAGAGAACAGGUAGUUCUCUGGAAUGGGAACUUAGGGACAUCAAGGCCAAUAAUAUCCUAAUAGGUCUUGAGUUUGAACCUUACAUUGCUGAUUUUGGCCUUGCCAAGCUAGUCGGUGAUGGAGAUUUUGCCCAUUCAUCUAAUACUGUUGCGGGUUCAUAUGGAUACAUUGCUCCUGAAUAUGGUUACAUGAUGAAGAUUACUGAGAAAAGUGAUGUCUAUAGCUAUGGUGUGGUGGUAUUGGAGGUCUUGACAGGCAAGCAACCUAUUGAUCCAACAAUACCGGAUGGCCUUCAUGUUGUGGAUUGGGUGAGGCAGAAGAGAGGAGGGAUUGAAGUACUUGAUUUGAGCUUGUUGUCACGACCGGAGUCAGAAAUUGACGAAAUGAUGCAGGCAUUAGGCAUAGCAUUCCUGUGUGUAAAUUCAUCUCCUGAUGAAAGACCAACGAUGAAAGAUGUUGUGGCAAUGCUCAAGGAGAUCAAGCAUGAAAGAGAGGAGCAUGCCAAGGUAGAUGUGCUCAUCAAGGCAUCACCAGCCCCAGGAGAACGUAAGAAUGCUGGUGGGGUACCAGCUACAUCUUCAUCAAACCCAGCAGGCCAAAGCUUAUGUCCAAAACGCAAUAACUCUAGCUUCUCUGAAUCAUCUCUGCUUUACUUAUCUUCAUCUAAUGGAAAUAUGAGUUUGAAGUGAGUAAACAUGCUGCUGCUGCCGCAAUGCUGAGAAGCAGGAACUCGGGAAGCCUGUUUAUUGGUGUUUCUUCAGUUCCAUAAAAUCCUUGUUUUCUUUUUCUUAUGUAAAGAAUCAAUAUAUUGAAUUUGUCAAA
Molecule: messenger RNA, 3570 nt
Organism: Rubroshorea leprosula
Lineage: Eukaryota; Viridiplantae; Streptophyta; Magnoliopsida; Malvales; Dipterocarpaceae
Source: the annotation of a GenBank genome assembly